GCUAGCGGGCGCCGAGCGGGAGCCGCGCGGGAGCGGCGCAGCUACGGCGGCGGCAGUGGUGGCGGCGGUUGCGAUUCUUAGCCGUUGAGACGCCUCUGCGGCAGCUGGUGGCGCAGGUGGCUUGCGUGGACGCGGGCGGAGGCGGCCGGCCCGCCACCGCAACCUCAGCGUCCACGGCCCCGGCAGGCCCGUCGGGACACCCCGAGGCAUCCUCCCCCGCCCGCCAGCGAGGGAGCCUGGGCUCAUCCGCGCUCCCGCAUCCCUUUGCCGCGCGCACCGCCGCAUCUCCUGGGUUUGGGACCCCCGGCCUCGCCCCCGAGACAUGACUCGCGAUUUCAAACCUGGAGACCUCAUCUUCGCCAAGAUGAAAGGUUAUCCUCAUUGGCCAGCUCGAGUAGACGAAGUUCCUGAUGGAGCUGUAAAGCCACCCACAAAUAAACUACCCAUUUUCUUUUUUGGAACUCAUGAGACUGCUUUUUUAGGACCAAAGGAUAUAUUUCCUUACUCAGAAAAUAAGGAAAAAUAUGGCAAACCAAAUAAACGAAAAGGUUUUAAUGAAGGUUUAUGGGAAAUAGAUAACAAUCCAAAAGUGAAAUUUUCAAGUCAACAGGCAUCAACUAAACAAUCAAAUACAUCAUCUGAUGUUGAAAUUGAAGAAAAAGAAACUAGUGUUUCAAAGGAAGAUACUGAUCAUGAAGAAAAAGCCAGCAAUGAGGAUGUGACUAAAGCAAUUGAUAUAACUACUCCAAAAGCUGCCAGAAGGGGGAGAAAGAGAAAGGCAGAAAAACAAGUAGAAACCGAGGAGGCAGGAGUAGUGACAACAGCAUCAGCAUCUGUUAAUCUAAAAGUGAGUCCUAAAAGAGGACGACCUGCAGCUACAGAAGUCAAGAUUCCAAAACCAAGAGGCAGACCCAAAAUGGUAAAACAGCCCUGUCCUUCAGAGACUGACAUGAUUACUGAAGAAGACAAAAAUAAGAAAAAGGGACAAGAGGAAAAACAACCCAAAAAGCAGCUUAAAAAGGAUGAAGAGGGCCAGAAGGAAGACGAUAAACCAAGAAAAGAGCCUGACAAAAAAGAGGGAAAGAAAGAAGUUGAAUCAAAAAGGAAAAAUUUAGCUAAAACAGGGGUUACAUCAACCUCUGAUUCUGAAGAAGAAGGAGAUGAUCAAGAAGGUGAAAAGAAGAGAAAGGGUGGAAGAAACUUUCAGACUGCUCACAGGAGGAACAUGCUGAAAGGCCAGCAUGAGAAAGAAGCAGCAGAUCGAAAACGCAAGCAAGAGGAACAAAUGGAAACUGAGCAGCAGAAUAAAGAUGAAGGAAAGAAGCCAGAAGUUAAGAAAGUGGAGAAGAAGCGAGAAACAUCAAUGGAUUCUCGACUUCAAAGGAUACAUGCUGAAAUAAAAAAUUCUCUCAAAAUUGAUAAUCUUGAUGUGAACAGAUGCAUUGAGGCCUUGGAUGAACUUGCUUCACUUCAGGUCACAAUGCAACAAGCUCAGAAACACACAGAGAUGAUUACAACCCUGAAAAAAAUACGACGAUUCAAAGUCAGUCAAGUUAUCAUGGAAAAGUCUACAAUGUUGUAUAACAAGUUUAAGAACAUGUUUUUGGUUGGUGAAGGAGAUUCUGUCAUCACACAAGUGUUGAAUAAAUCUCUUGCUGAACAAAGACAGCAUGAGGAAGCGAAUAAAACCAAAGAUCAAGGGAAGAAAGGGCCAAACAAAAAACUAGAAAAGGAACAAACAGGUUCAAAGACUCUAAAUGGAGGAUCUGAUGCUCAAGACAAUAAUCAGCCACAGCAUAAUGGAGAUAGCAAUGAAGAAAGCAAAGACAACCAUGACGCCAGCAGUAAGAAAAAGCCAUCUGGUGAAGAGAGAGAGACUGAGAUAUCUCUGAAGGAUUCUACACUAGAUAACUAGGUUGACAUACCUGGAAUAUAAAGAACAUUUGAAAAGUUUGUAAUGGUUUUCCUUUGAAAUAUUUAGAUUGCUAAAAGUUUUAAAUUUUUAUAAGCAUAGGUUUUGAUGUCUACAACUUGUUUGAGGGAGAUAAUCCCUUUAUCUUUGUUUAUAAGUAAUUAAACAUUAUUGCUAUUGUACUUGUGCAGUAUUAACAGCUACAUUAUACAGUAAAUGUUGGGGGGUAAUCCACUUAGAAAUGUUAAACUGCUUUUCCAGACAUGGUUGUAGCAUAUUUUCAAUUAGUGUGUGUAUGUUAAUGUGUAAUUGGUAGUAAAACAGUUACAUUUUUUAAAAUUGCUACUUGUAUAAAUCCUCUUUUCCCAAAUACUGUGGGUUUUGUGCAUAGUUUUUACAAAUCUUGGACUUAACAGACUGUCUUUUCACUGUUUGUGGGUUUUGUAGAAGUUGAGCAUUUUUAUGGUUGAUAAAAUGUUACUUCUAUACAAGUACUCACUCCCACCUUUUUAUCAAAAGUUAAUUUUAAUCUCAGACUAAAUUGUGCUCCAUUAUCCUGCUUUUUUUCCCAGCGUCACCUGUAUUCCUUUUUAUCCAAUCGACUUCAAACUGAUGAGGUUCAACUUAACUUUUGAAGAUAGUUUUAUGGCUGGGAAUUCAGUGAAGGCAUAUAACUCCUGCAGAGAACAGACUGGGUAUAUAUAGUACUGAAUCUGAUUUUAGAGUUCAACCAUCUAAGAUCCUUUAAAGGGCACUCGUAACUAAAACUAAAAAUGUUUAUUUUUGAGAAAUGUCUUAAGUCACAUUCAUUAAGGAAGUCACAAAGUAGUAUUUUUUUAAUUGGAAAGUCAAUCCAUGAUGCUUAUGUGGUAAAUAUAAAUGCUAUAUAAAGAAACCUAUUUGAAAAUGUGGCUAUA
Molecule: messenger RNA, 2829 nt
Organism: Sciurus carolinensis (gray squirrel)
Lineage: Eukaryota; Metazoa; Chordata; Mammalia; Rodentia; Sciuridae
Gene: Psip1
Product: PC4 and SRSF1 interacting protein 1
Exons: 16
Coding region: 323-1915 (530 amino acids)
Biological process (GO): regulation of transcription by RNA polymerase II
Cellular component (GO): nucleus
Molecular function (GO): double-stranded DNA binding; transcription coregulator activity
Source: RefSeq, a predicted model, not a curated record